AUGGCCAUCCCCUGCACUAGAGAUAGCUCACCACUGGACAUGACAGGAGGAGAAGAAUUGGAGGCUUCGCGGUUUCCACCACCUCAGCCCACGACUCCACCGACGGCGCCUCCGCCGCUCGCGCCGCCGCCACGGGCGCUCCUGCCGCCCCUGCCGCUGCCGGUCCGGUCUCCUGCACGCGGCGAGCACCUCUCGCGUCCGCCAUGGCCCCACCUCCGGCAGCUGCCGCUGUCGCCGCCGUCACUGCCGCAGUGUUCCUCAGCAGUGUCAGAACCGAUGGAUGCUGAGGCUGCCACCACGCCGCCGCCGUCGAUAUCGCCCAUGGAGAUUGUUGCUCCACCUCCCCAUCCGACCACACCCAGAUACAGUGGGUAG
Messenger RNA from Schistocerca americana (American grasshopper), 375 nucleotides. RefSeq names its product protein TRACHEARY ELEMENT DIFFERENTIATION-RELATED 7A-like. The coding region runs from base 1 to 375 and encodes 124 amino acids. The transcript is spliced from 2 exons. The record is from RefSeq and is a predicted model, not a curated record. Lineage: Eukaryota; Metazoa; Arthropoda; Insecta; Orthoptera; Acrididae.